GUUGCACGUUUCUUCCUUUUCCUCUCUUCUUCCGUCUCUCUUUCUCACUCACUCACACUCACUCUCACCCUCGUCUUUUUGCUUGCCACCUCAUCUAAACCGACAACCAUGGCCAUUGCAAGCAUUUUUCAAUCCCACAAAAAGCGACCGUCACUCGAAAUUUCCAUCAAUAAACGGUGGAGCGCUUCAUCGGCAUCGAUUGACUCACCGACGUCGCGCGUCCGCCAACGCUUUUCAUCCAUUUUGCACGGUCGCAAAGCAUCAAUCACGACCCUUGAGACAAUGGACAGCGCGAGCGAGCCCCGGUAUUCGUCAAGCUCGGAUCGAUCAUCACUCCAACAGCCACCUACACCCCCACCGCAUACCCCUCAAACACUGUUUGAAGAAGAAGAGGAAAUGAUGCCUUCAUCAUUCAACUUGGCACGUCAGGUCCGAUGUGUGCUGGGAACGGCCCUGGACGAAGUCGACGAGGAGAUCGAGCUGGAGUGGGAAGACCAUCGCCACAAGCUGCGUCAAUCGCUUCAGUUGCCCAAACGACCCGUGUCCUACAUGUAAAAGGCACACUCUUUCUCUCUCGCAUAUACGUGCUGCAUGCACAACACACGCCCCCGCAAAUACCUCUUUUCUUGUACAGUUCUACAUAGAUCUAUAUUUACUUAUCCCUAUAUUACCCUUAUAAUGCUAAUACUAUCAUCAUCCCCAUCAUAUCAACUGAUUAUUAAUAAUAAUGAUAACAACACGUCCUACUGCUACUGCGUCAACUAUCACACACACAGGCUGUAUCUUGAUAUCGUCUCUUUAAAAUAAG
This is a messenger RNA of Zychaea mexicana, 808 nucleotides long. RefSeq lists its product as uncharacterized. The transcript has a single exon. The record is from RefSeq and is a predicted model, not a curated record. The annotation marks the transcript as partial. NCBI's taxonomy places the organism in Eukaryota, Fungi, Mucoromycota, Mucoromycetes, Mucorales, Lichtheimiaceae.